Molecule: messenger RNA, 2075 nt
Organism: Seriola dumerili (greater amberjack)
Lineage: Eukaryota; Metazoa; Chordata; Actinopteri; Carangiformes; Carangidae
Gene: mep1a.1
Product: meprin A subunit alpha-like
Exons: 14
Coding region: 28-1842 (604 amino acids)
Biological process (GO): proteolysis
Cellular component (GO): membrane
Molecular function (GO): protein binding; zinc ion binding; metalloendopeptidase activity
Source: RefSeq, a predicted model, not a curated record
AGCAACGUUUGCUUUGUGACAUUCAGCAUGAUGAUGGAGAGGGUGCUGUUAUUGUUUGGACUAGUGGCUCUGGCCACUUCAUACACUUUACCAGUUUCCUCUGUGGUACAUGAGGUGUAUGAGAAUGGUGAGGAUGAGAACCCCAUCUUAAACCUGGGUUCAGAUGCCAACCUGUUUGAAGGGGACAUUUUGGUUCCAGAAGGAAGGAAUGCCCUGAUUGACAAAAGAUACAGAUGGAAAUUUCCAAUCCCUUACAUUCUGGGUGAUGACUUAGAUCUGAAUGCCAAGGGCUGCGUCCACCAGGCUUUUGAAAUGUAUCGGCUUAAGUCCUGUGUCGACUUCAAGCCUUAUGAAGGAGAGAAGACCUAUAUCAAGUUUGAAAAGAGAGGGGGGUGUUUCUCCAGCGUUGGUGAUCAGCAGAAUGGUCAGAUUCUGUCUUUGGGGUCAGGAUGUGACCACAAGGCGGUGAUUGAGCAUGAGCUACUCCAUGCUCUGGGAUUUUACCACGAACAGUCCCGCACAGACAGGGAUGACUAUGUCGACAUCUGGCUGGAUCAGGUUUCACCAGGACUUGAACACAACUUCAACAAAUACAAUGAUGACUACAUAACUGAUCAAAACACGGCCUAUGACUACGAGUCCGUCAUGCAUUACAGGCCCUUCUCCUUCAAUAAGAACGAAUCCAUUCCCACCAUCACCACCAAAAUCCCAGAGUUCUACAACAUCAUUGGCCAGUACCUCGACUUCAGCAAGAUGGACACCUUCAGGCUCAACCGCAUGUACAACUGCUCUGGCCCUCUCACCCUGCUGGAUCAGUGUGCCUUUGAGUACGCCAGUAUCUGCGGGAUGAUCCAGGCCACCUCUGAUGAUGCUGACUGGGUUCAUACAAAGAGCAGAGUUGGUGCAGAGGAUCACACACUCCUGGGAAAAUGCAGAGAUGCUGGUUACUUCAUGCACUUUAACACAAUGGCCGGGAAGCCUCAGGAGUCUGCUCUGCUGGAAUCCCGAACCCUCUACCCCAAGAGGAAGCUUCAGUGUCUGCAGUUCUUCUACAAGAUGACUGGCAGCACCAAGGACAGGCUGGUGAUCUGGUCCAAGAUAGAUGACGGCACAGGCACCAUUCGUAAAAUGAAGAAAAUACAGACCUUUUAUGCUGAUGCUGACCACACAUGGAAGAUCGCCCACGUCCCGAUGAACAUGGGGGAGAAGUUCCGCUAUGCUUUCCAAGCUGUGCGCGGCGACCCCUCCGCGUCCGCCGGUGGCAUCUACAUCGACGACAUCAGCCUGACUGAGACACGCUGCCCCAACGCCGUGUGGAGAAUCCAGAACUUCACACAGAUCAUGGAAACGGCUGAUAGAAACACAGUAAUCGACAGCCCUCGCUUCUACAGCCCUGAAGGCUACGGUUACGGUGUCCGCGUCAUGCCUCUGUCGAGUUACACUGAUUACACCGGGAACUACACUGGGCUGUUCUUCCACCUGACCAGCGGGGAGAAUGACGUGGUGAUGCAGUGGCCAGCGAUAAACAGACAGGCCACCUUGGUGGUGAUGGACCAAGACCCCGACAUUAAGCUGAGGAUGUCCACAGCUCGCAGCCUCACUACUGAUAUGAGGCCGAUGUCAGAUGGAAAGCUGUUUUGGGACAAUCCCUCCAAGGUGGGGAGGUAUGACCCUUCCUGUGAUUGCUACAGAGGUCAAUCAUGGGGCUGGAGCAACUUCGUCAAGCACUUUGACCUCCGGCGGCGUAAUUACCUCAAGAACGAUGACCUCAUCAUCUUUAUCGACUUUGAGGACAUAACGUCACUGAUCAAAACAGAAGUUCCCAUUAAGCCAAAGGAGUAAGGUCAUGCAGGCAUUUAUAUCAUGAGGACGUGGAGCUGCAUGAGAAGAAAAACCUUUGAAGAUGAAGUGAAGAUGGAAGAUUACUGCUGCGAGACAAUGUCAGAAUUACACACAUGAUGCAUAAAAUGUUAAAGUUAUAUGUGGUAUAUAAUUUGUAUGUAAAAGUUGUGUAUCAUCAUUUUAAACAACACAUUUCUUUCUCAUUAAACUGUUGUCUUAAUAAAAAGCAAACU